CAUCCAUCCUCUGGAGAGAAGGGUCCUCUUCUUAACACCCUGCCCCUGGUGACAGCUCAGCGCUGCCCUGCAUCUAACUGACUGCUGUCUCUGGUGCUCCAGCAACAACCAGCCUUCACUCAGGAGAUGGCAGCUUUUGAGAGAGAGUAUUUGAUUUGCUGCCUCUAAGAUGCCUCUCAGUUCUUUCUUCAGAGGGAGAUACAUGGUCCAAGAUACUCUCUCAGGACUAACAGAUUUGUGUCUGUGGGAGACUGAUGCUCUGCGUGGCCUUCUGGAAUAUCUCCUAACUUCCCACACAUGCAAACCAUCUCACUUUGGCACCAGGAGUUUGCUGCUGGAGAUUGCUGCUCCUUCCCUCCCUCCUGUUCCCUGAAGCCUGAACUCUUCUCUGUUCCCUCCAACACCAUGGCCUGUGGAAGAUCCCUGUGUGCAAGUUGCUGCUGGGAGAAACUGAGGUAGAAUUGAAAUGGGGGACUGAGGAGCAAGCAACGUCAUUCUCCAGUUAGCAUGAUCUGGGAGAGUGUGCACUAACUAUCCUUGCCUGGUGCCGUCAGCACUGCCCUUCUUGGAGACUUCACCCUACCACCCAUCCGAGGAAGUCCUGCAGCUUCUGAAGAUAACCAGUUCCUUGGUGUUGUCUCAGGAGCAAUGAACAAUCUGCUGUUUUCCACGGGGACACUACCAACCAAAUGAGCUGAGCUGUCUGUGAGGAGGAACUUGCAGCUUGGCCUUGCCCCUAAGGCAGGAGCUGGAUCCAAAUGCAUCCUCAGCCUGCUGUCUUAGAGCUGUUCCUGCUUAAGGUCAAUGAGAACAUCUCCUGCUAAUUCAUCAUGACUUAAUAUCUGGUCUCCUGCUUCAUCCCCAGGAUAAGUUUCUUGCUUCCUCUUGGUGUACACAGAUGUGACUCCAGGUGUUGAGCUGCCCUGUCCGAUACAGCGCCCUGGGAUGCCAUCAGGAGCUCGAAUGCCCCAUCAGGGGGCUCCCAUGGGUCCUCCAGGCCCCCCGUACGUCGGAAGCCCCUCGGUGCGACCUGGGAUGCCCCAGACUGUGAUGGAAACAACAAGAAAGCGCACUGCACCACAGCAGGUCCAGCAGCAGCAGGUGCAGCAGCAGGUGCAGCAGCAGCAGCAAGCUACUCAGAACCGAGCGAGGAGUGCCAAGAGGAGGAAGAUGGCUGACAAAAUUCUCCCUCAGAGGAUCCGGGAGCUGGUUCCUGAGUCGCAGGCCUACAUGGAUCUCUUGGCCUUUGAGCGCAAGCUGGACCAGACCAUCAUGCGGAAGCGCGUGGACAUUCAGGAGGCACUGAAGAGACCAAUGAAGCAAAAGCGGAAAUUGAGACUUUACAUCUCCAACACAUUUAAUCCUGCAAAAUCAGACGCUGAUGACUCUGACGGCAGCAUUGCUUCGUGGGAGCUGCGUGUGGAGGGGAAGCUUCUGGAUGAUCUCAGCAAACAGAAACGGAAAUUUUCAUCUUUUUUUAAGAGUUUGGUUAUUGAACUGGACAAAGAUCUUUAUGGACCUGACAAUCAUCUUGUGGAGUGGCACAGAACUCCCACAACCCAGGAGACAGAUGGCUUCCAGGUGAAGAGGCCUGGGGAUGUCAGUGUGCGGUGCACGUUACUCCUCAUGUUAGACUACCAGCCCCCCCAGUUCAAGCUGGACCCGCGGCUGGCCCGCCUGCUGGGCAUCCACACGCAGACACGCUCGGCCAUCAUCCAGGCUCUCUGGCAGUACAUCAAAACAAACAAGCUGCAGGACUCCCACGACAAGGAAUACAUUAACUGCGACAAGUACUUCCAGCAGAUCUUUGACUGUCCACGGUUAAAGUUUUCUGAGAUUCCCCAGAGACUCACUAACCUGCUGCUGCCGCCAGACCCAAUAGUGAUAAACCACAUCAUCAGUGUUGACCCCAACGAUCAGAAGAAGACGGCUUGUUAUGACAUAGAUGUAGAAGUUGAAGACCCAUUAAAGGGCCAGAUGAGUAGUUUUCUUCUCUCAACAGCUAACCAACAGGAGAUAACAGCAUUGGAUAACAAGAUUCAUGAGACAAUUGAAUCCAUAAAUCAGCUAAAAAUACAACGUGAUUUUAUGCUGAGUUUCUCCAAGGAUCCCAAAGGAUACAUCCAAGACCUUCUUCGGUCCCAAAGCAGGGAUCUUAAGGUGAUGACUGAUGUGGUUGGAAACCCGGAGGAAGAGCGCAGAGCUGAAUUUUAUCACGAGCCAUGGUCUCAAGAAGCUGUGAGCAGAUAUUUCUACUGCAAGAUCCAGCAGCGCCGACAGGAAUUGGAGCAAUCUUUGGGAGUGCGUAACACAUAAGUACUGCUCACAAGAUUCCAUUGGCAUCACGACCACCAAACCAGUGGACUUCUCAGUGUUACUUAGCUCACUGUUACACAUGGACCUGCUUCCUGACUGGAUGAGAACGUGCCGUCAGCACACCAGUCAGAACACCAGCUUUAGAGUGACCCUUGGAAAUCUUGCCCAGGACAGGUGUCUCAAACCAUUCCAAGCCAGAGACAGCGCCAUACAAGUGUCAGUGUGAAAGAAGACUAAAGGUUCACUCAUCAACGCACAUUGUUCAGUUUUAGUGGAAAGUUAGACACUACACAGCAAAUCCUUAUGGGCUAUGCUUAGAAUCAUGGGUGGCACCGAUGGUGGAGGUCGAGAUAGGUGUUCUAGGAGACUACAGAUUUAGAGAAAUAAAUGCAGCUCUUACCCUAUGGUACCCAAGAGUCUCAAACAGUAACUUAUCUGGAAUUAGACAAGAUAGUCUUUCUUAUAGCUGUGGGAUGCUUUAUAUUCCUGAAUAGAGUUUUUAUUUCAGCCGGACCAAUGCAAGAAGCUUUCUCACCAUCUGAAAGAACAAACUAGGAGCAUUUGCAUCCUGGACUGCAGAGCCCAUCUGGAAGAAAGACGUAUUGUCAGGCCAUCUCUUCUGCAGGUGCAAAUAAUUUCUCUUCCCCCUGUCCCGGCAGUGAAAGGUGGAUUCAAUCACAUAUCACUAGAUGGGUAUGAUCUGUACACUGUACUGAGAGAAAGAGAAUAUUUCCUGGGAUAAGAGCUUCUUAUGCAUCCUUAAUAUCAGUGGUAUUUGCAACAAAUGAGGCAUUCUGAGAAAACUAAAAUAAUGUAAUGGUGCUUUGCUGAUGCCUACCUUUAACACAGCAGAUAAUAACAACAAGUAUAUAUGUAAAAUACCAGAUUAUGUAAAUGUGUCUCUGUGGCCUGUAGGGUUUAUCACUGAAAAUAACUUCCUGAUUCUUGGUGUAGAAUCCAAGAAGCUUAACUUAAUGUCACAUGGUAGUUUUUUCUUCAAGAUGUUAACAGAGUCCCUAGAUUGGUCUCACAUUUUGGUCAUAGGUGAACUGCCUCUUAUUAUGAAUUAUUUGGCUCUCCCAUACAUGAUACGUGCUGGUUAUUUUGGAUGCUGUUGAGUUAUAAAGCGUAUCAGCCUUAAAUAGCACAGAGUACAUAUCCCUUGGAAAUCAUCUUCUUUGUAAAUGUUUGACAAUUUCAGAUAAUGGGAAUUUAUAGAACAAUUACUUGGAAGCAGGGACAUCUUCCUUAAAUCCUUCCCCUCCUCAUUUUUUGUAGUGCACAGACGAGCUAUAAUCAAGGCCCAAUAUAAUUUCUAGUCCAAAAAGCAGCUGCCAAAGUAUAACUGUCCAUUUGAUGUGGCACUCAAAAUCCUCUUCUAGGUUACUCCUUUUCACCUCCAUUCUUACACUUCAUUGGAAAGAGAAUCAAAUUCACAUGAGAUAUGGAAGGAAGGCAGCUCUUCUGAAUAAAUGCAUUUUUUCUCUAGUGUUGUGUUUUCUGCUGUCUUUGCCAAUUUCUCUCUUAAUUUAACUUAAAAGUUUCUUCUCUUCAGUCACAGAAGAGAUAGUCUUCUCUUUAUCCCUUUAUUUAAUAUCUUUGUUUUCACAUUAAUAGUGCCAUAGCUUUUAGUCUAUCCAUUGUGUUCAGAGAUGUCUUGGAAAAUUUACUUUUGAGUGAAUUUAUGUGAUGCAGUACUCUCCCACAAAACCUGUUGGUGUGAGAAAAAGUACCUCGUUGUCUGAGGCCUUUUACUGGGAAUGGCUUGAUUUGGCAUUUUUCCCUUUUGUGCUAAUGCCUCUUUUCACAGUAAAAUGUGAAAUCCUGCAGUCUUAAACUGGUUAUACUGAGGGACUGUGAGGCUGCCACAGUGAUGGUCUUGAAACGUUACUUAAUUUAGGACUCCACUAAUUGGACUACAAGCAAGCAUUACGAGGAGAAAACAGUGGGGAUCAUCUGCUGCUGUGCUUCCAUAUUUGUUAUGCUGCUGUGUCCGUUGUGUGCAUGCUGCUCAGUGUACAAAACUCCUGUCUGUGUGUGGCAAACAGAGCAGCUACAAUCAGGGGUAUGCUCAGUCUGCAUCUUAUUCUGAGGAAUAAGAAAUGCAAAGAAAAAUGCACAAGGAUAUAAGAAGGGCACGGGACUGAGAUAGAUGCCUGCAGAAUGUCUGCCAGGGAAUUCUGGGGUUUGAGAGCCUUCCUGCUGAAGGGGAAGGUAUUUGAGAGCAAUACCAGCCAUUUGCCACAGCUGACAACACACUGGAGUCCAGCCUGGGUUUAGAGCCUCUGUAGAAUUAAUUGAAUGGAUCUGGUUUCAAGUCUCUUUCAGAGUAAAUUAACAAAACUAAUGUGGUGUUGGUGCCAAUGUUCACAACUGCAUCACGCGAAGCUGAAGCUCUGUCAAGCAGCUGCAUUAUACUGAAAUGGGUGUGUGCGUGCAUCAGCCACUGAUGAUGGCACUGGAGAUUGCAGUCUAAAUUCUUACAUUUCACUGUCUAUAAAAAAAGACUGGUCACUACCGGUGAGUCUUAGGACUAGCGGUCACGUAUCUUUCCUUUGGUUAAACUGAGGUUUGAGAUUUGUGAUGCCUUUUUCCUUUGUUCAGGUGCUGUUCAGAUCUGUUACUGAAUCAGAGAGAGAAAAAUUUUGUCCUUUGUUCUAGGCGAAAUUAAGAGCUUGCUUGUUUGUGAAACAAAGAAAAGCUAUUUGAAGAUAAAUAGUGGUGCAAUACUGGAAGCAACUAGACUAAGUGUUGCUUGAGCAUUGAAAAUGAAAGGUAGUGGCACUGAAGAGGCAGGUAAUUAUGGCAGACUGUGAAUGAGGAAUUUAUUUUAAGUUCAGGAUGAUUGUCUUUUUGUGUGUAUAAAAGGUGACAGGAAGACGUAUUGCGGUCUUCAGUUGCCACCGUACAAUGUAAAACUAUGCAUACUGCAAAAAACCAUUCUGUGCAUAGAAGUAGUUCAUCUAUAGAUGAUAAUCUAGAUUGUUAGAAAAUAUAGCAUCAAACAAAGAAAGGGUUCAAUGGAAUUCUGGAGUACCAGUAGGAGGGAAAUGUAUCUUGGAGCCGAAGUGUUGACGUGGCAGGUUAGAAACAGUUUUUUUUAGUCUUCUGGGUUGUUGGCCAUGAGGCAGGAAUCAGAUCAAAUGUUUCUUCAAGAUGGAAGGGGAAGCAAAUGUUCAGUUGUGGAAUAAAGAGAAGAAUACAACAGUGGGAAAGGAAAUAAAAAACGGAGCAGAGUAGCACUGAAGCACCAGAAAGACACAGCACAGAUAAUGUGCUAAGUGCUCCUGGAAAUAGCACAGCCCGUGUGAGUCUGCGUUCUGUGUAAGUGGAUACUCAGAACUCGUGGGAGAGACAGUCAGUCGGUGUGCAGCCUGGGAACUGGGGGCAAGCACACAACCAAAAGUUUUGCAGAUAACAUUGAGACAAGCUGUCAAAGUGUUUUCCCUGUUACCAGCACGGAUUCAGUUGUUCCACAUAGCAGGGUUGGUAGCUGCAGUGCAGACAUCGCCUCGGCUGGCAGGGUUUUACACCACAUUGUUUAGAACCUACCCCAUGGAAGCCAGGUGAAAAUAUUAGUAUAUAAAUCAAUAUUGGUGUAUAUCCUAGGGCUGCUAAUUUUGCCAAAAUGCAAAUCAGGUAUUUGGGGGUUGUUGGUCUGGUUUCGUCUGGAGAACUCUUUUAAGGCAAUGCAAAGAGAUAAGGAGGGAAAGAAGGCUCUUUUUCCUAAAGAAGGCAGUCUCCUUUCUGUAACUGCUCUGUUAUUUAAUAGGAUGUAUCUGUUCUGCCAGAUCCUGUGUUAUAAACAUUUUUUCCAACUCACUGAAGAGAGGAACUCCAUUUUAAAAAUACAACAGUGAGUUUGUGAGAGUGAGCAAAUGUGUGUGUAAAGAAUAGGGGGAAGGGGGAGAGAGACUCCCUCUACUCUGUAGCCACCAUAUCCAUUGUAUGAUGCUGAGUGAUUCGUAGAAGAGCUUUUAAGAAUAAAUACUUUGUUUCUUUGUAUCUCA
This is a messenger RNA of Zonotrichia albicollis (white-throated sparrow), 6326 nucleotides long. RefSeq names its product SWI/SNF related BAF chromatin remodeling complex subunit D3 (gene SMARCD3). Lineage: Eukaryota; Metazoa; Chordata; Aves; Passeriformes; Passerellidae. The record is from RefSeq and is a predicted model, not a curated record.